Olea europaea var. sylvestris is the source of this 3090-nucleotide messenger RNA. RefSeq names its product pre-mRNA-splicing factor ATP-dependent RNA helicase DEAH10. The record is from RefSeq and is a predicted model, not a curated record. The transcript is spliced from 14 exons. Lineage: Eukaryota; Viridiplantae; Streptophyta; Magnoliopsida; Lamiales; Oleaceae. Gene Ontology annotation, biological process: positive regulation of transcription by RNA polymerase I. Gene Ontology annotation, molecular function: ATP binding; RNA binding. Bases 386 to 2512 code for a protein of 708 amino acids. Gene Ontology annotation, cellular component: intracellular anatomical structure; nucleolus.
CAAACCAAAAUAAAACGUAGGCUAAUCCAAGUCUGCCGUUUUCUUCUUCCUCCUCUACUCGGUUCUUUCUCUUUUCUCGUGAGAAAGUCGGAUUCAAGGUCGCUGAUUACGGGUGUUAAAGGUGAUAAAGGCGGAAGAGUUACGGGAGUUGGCGCUGUGAGGAAUGACCGACGACUGCUAAAAGCUUGGAGUGACCGGCGACCGGCGGCUGCGGUGUUGAAGAAAAGAGCGGCGACAGCUGAAAGCUAGGAGAACCCCCGACGGACGGCUGGCUUUGGGUGAAUUGCUCCCAAAACCUCUACGUUUGGCGUCGAAACAAUUUUGCCUGCACCGAUCUAAUAUCUUGGCUCCGCCCCUGGCCGUGGCCACCCAAAUCAUUUUUCCGAUGCCUUCAAUGGAUUCUGGUAACUUCAAGCAGAGCCAACACAAUUCUAAUAUCAAUAAACCCAAAUCAGAGCACUUUGCCAGGAGGCAGAAUAUUGAACAGCAGAGAAAAGCUCUGCCAAUUGCUGCUGUUGAAAAAUUACUUUUGGAGGAGGUUAGGAAUAAUGACACACUGAUAAUUGUUGGUGAAACUGGCAGCGGGAAGACAACACAAUUGCCCCAGUAUCUUAAUAACGGAGGUUUCUGUCGCGAUGGUGGGAUAAUUGGGAUAACUCAGCCUAGACGUGUUGCUGCUGUCACUGUUGCAAAACGGGUUGCUGAAGAAUGUGGAGUUGCGUUGGGCCAAAAAGUUGGAUAUGCCAUUAGAUUUGAGGAUGUGACUUCCAGCUCAACAAGGAUCAAAUAUAUGACAGACGGAUUGCUAUUAAGGGAAGCAUUACUUGAUUCGUACCUCUCCAAGUAUUCUGUUAUUAUCGUUGAUGAGGCUCAUGAGAGAACUGUCCACACUGAUGUAUUGCUUGGCUUGUUGAAGACUGUACAAAAGACGAGGUCGAAAGGUGUAAGUGAUGCAGUCAAGAAUGGCAUGCCGUUGGAAAAACAUAAUGGUUCCAAAGUUUUCAGUACUCUUAAGCAGUGCCGAGGCAAGAAAUUGUCUCCUCUGAAGAUUAUUAUAAUGUCUGCCAGUCUAGAUGCACGGGUUUUUUCCGAGUACUUUGGUGGUGCUAGAGCUGUGCAUGUGCAGGGUAGACAGUACCCUGUUGACAUACUCUAUACUCGUCAACCUGAGACUGAUUAUGUAGAUGCAACUUUGAUUACCAUAUUUCAGAUACAUAUGGAGGAAGGUCCUGGCGAUAUACUUGUGUUCUUGACUGGCCAAGAAGAAAUAGAAUCUGCGGAAAGGCUUGUCCAUGAGCGCCUUCCGCAAUUGUCUGAAAGCAAACGGAAGCUUUUGACCUUUCCAAUAUUUUCAUCUCUUCCAUCAGAGAAACAAAUGAAAGUUUUCAUGCCUACCCCAAUUGGGUUUCGAAAGGUAAUAUUAGCCACCAAUAUUGCUGAGACGUCAGUAACAAUACCAGGAAUCAAGUAUGUCAUUGACCCUGGAAUGGUGAAAGUACGCACGUACGAGGCAUCUACAGGGAUUGAACCAUUAAUCAUCGUCAAAACUUCAAAAGCACAAGCAGUUCAGAGGAGUGGACGUGCAGGCCGUGAAGGACCUGGGAAAUGCUACCGUCUUUACCCAGAGAGUGAAUUUGAUAAGCUCAAGGAUUCCACGACACCUGAAAUUAAAAGAUGUAACCUAUCAAAUGUUAUUUUGCAUCUUAAAGCUCUAGGCGUUGAUGAUAUUAUUGGCUUUGACUUCAUUGAACAACCAGACAGGAUUGCUAUCAUCAAGUCGAUGGAGUUGUUAUUCUUGUUAGGUGCUCUGACGGAUGAAAGUAAAUUGUCUGAUCCAGUGGGGCAAAGGAUGGCCAGGCUUCCACUGGAUCCUAUUUAUUCCAAGGCUCUCAUUAUUGCCAGUGAAUUUAACUGCUUGGAAGAAAUGUUAAUAGUUGUUGCAAUGCUCUCUGUGGAAUCUAUCUUUUAUGCUCCCCGUGAAAAGUUAGAAGAGUCUCGAAUUGCUUUAAAAAGCUUCUCAAGUCCAGAGGGGGAUCAUUUGACUUUGCUGAAUGUAUAUCGUGCUUCUGACGAGUUCUUGCAGAAGAGCAACUUAGUGAACAGUAAAGAAAAAGCCGAAAAAAAUCUCAGAAAAUGGUGCAAGGAAAAUUUUAUCAAUAGCCGAUCCCUCAAGCAUGCUCGUGACAUCCACAGUCAAAUACAGAGGAAUGCGGAACAAAUGAAUCUCCAUGUCACUUCAUGUGGAGACGACAUGCUUCCUUUUCGCAGAUGCCUUGCUGCUUCCUUUUUUCUUAAUGCAGCUUUGAAGCAGCCUGAUGGUACAUACAGGGCUUUGUCAAGUGGUCUUACAGUGCAAAUCCAUCCGUCAUCUGUUUUAUUCCGGACGAAACCUGAGUGCAUUAUCUUUGAUGAAUUAGUUCGAACUAAUCAUAAUUAUAUUCGAAACAUUUCUAGAAUAGAUUACUUGUGGUUAGCUGAGCUGGCUCCUCAAUGUUAUGCCCUGCAGGAAUAGGAAUCGAAGUUCCAUGGGAGCAGAGAGAGAGAGAGAGAGAGAGAGAGCAUUUGCUUAUCUUUGCUCCCUAUUGAUGGGGAUUUGCAUUUGAAGCUGGGCUUUCAUGCUAGGAGCAAUCUUUAUGGUUGCCUCAUGGAGAACAAGUUUAAAACGCAUGCUUCAACAGAUGGGAUAAACUCGGUGAACAUUUAGGACGAAAUGUUUAAAUGCUUCUGCCUGACCUUUACUGAAUAUAGAUGCAAUGGUUUGUGAAAGCAUUUGCAAAUGGCGUCAUUGGUGAUGGAGAAUGCUUUUGCUAUAGCAAGUGGAUCUUUGCAUCGUUUAAAUGAUAUUCAUCGAAGAGCACGUGUAGGUAGGAUGAUGUAGCUACUCUAAGGGCACAUUGAGACAAGAUAUCCUUUUCUAUAGCAUUAUAAAGAUCUCAAGUUUUCAUUUUUCACUAUCUUGGUCAGUUUGAUUCGUCUUCUUCUCUAAAGAACAAGGCACUAGGCAACAUUGUAUUUAUUGUAAGUGGAUUAUGGAAAAUAUAGUUGUCAAUGUAUGGCUUUUCUUGCAUACAGGGUUACACAAGUAAAAUU